Molecule: messenger RNA, 360 nt
Organism: Cicer arietinum (chickpea)
Lineage: Eukaryota; Viridiplantae; Streptophyta; Magnoliopsida; Fabales; Fabaceae
Product: cysteine proteinase inhibitor 6-like
Molecular function (GO): cysteine-type endopeptidase inhibitor activity
Source: RefSeq, a predicted model, not a curated record
AUGAUGAAGGUUCAAAUUCAAUCCCUUGGUGUUCUAAUGGUUGUUUUGUUGGCAUCUACAGCAACAGGGAAUAUAAUUUUGCCAAGCGUUUUCUUACCUAUCAAAGACGUGAACAACCCAAAAUUGGCAUAUUUAGGAAAUUUCGCCGUUACGGAGCAUGACAAGCAAACUGGUAAGCAGUUGAAGUUCGAGAAAAUCCUCAAAGCUGAAUAUUAUUUUCCAGAUAACGUCCACCAAUUCUACCUCAUAUUUUCUGCCACCAACGCUUCCACAAUUUCAAAUAAAUAUGAUGCCCUUGUAAUUGAGAAUGAAUCAAAUCACUCCAGGAAGCUUGGUGCCUUUGAACCUUAUCUUCAUUAA